AUGACUGUAAUCCUCCCAGUCGCAUAUUGCAAGCUCUCAAAUGUAUUUCUCAUCUGCUUGAGCUUUGCUUCAUUAUUCUUUCAAGUUGCAACAUGUCUUGCUGUCGAUCAUCUACCUAAAGAUGCCCUCAAUGAUCUUAUCAAGAGAGUCGAUGAUUCGGGUUCUGGUGAUCUAUACGAUCUCGGUGUUGGCAAGGCCGACAUAACCGGCCCUGUAGUCGAGCUCAAUCUGAUGGGAUAUGCCGAACUCUCUCAGAAAGGAACUGGCUUACGUCAACGACUUUACUCGCGAGCUUUUAUCAUCGGAAACCCAGAUGAACCUGAAUCGCGAUUCGUUUACCUGGUCUUGGAUACUCAGUCUGGUGACACAGCUAUUCGCAGAGGUGUUCUCGAGGGUCUCGCAGCUCUUGGGUCCGAGUAUGCAGUUUACACCGCCAACAAUGUGGGAAUUACUGGGACGCACUCUCAUGCUGGGCCAGCAGGUUGGAACAACUAUCUCAUGCCACAGAUCUCCGCUUUGGGACUGAACCAGCAGUCUUAUCAAGCCGUAGUUGAUGGCGCCGUUCUAUCGGUCAAGCGAGCGCAUGAGAAGCUCGCCAAAGGACGUCUCAGCGUUGGCAAGAUACGCGUAGAUGAUGUCACUAUCAACAGAAGUCUCUAUGCUUAUCAGAAAAACCCUGAAUCGGAGAGGGCAAAGUAUGAGGAUGAGGUUGAUAAGGAGUUGACUAUGCUCAUGUUCAAGCGAGAGGAAGACAAAAAGGUCACAGGAGUCUUGAGUUGGCACUCUAUCCAUGGUACAAGUCUCCACAUGAACAACACCCUUGUGGCAGGCGACAACAAAGGUGUUAGUGCCUAUUUACUUGAAACUGCCAUCCAGGGCACCAAAGGAGCUUCUGAAGACUUUGUGGCGGGGUUCUCCCAGGCUGCUGUGGCAGAUACGACGCCAAACGUUGAGGGUGCCUGGUGUGAAGACGGCUCUGGAGAGAAAUGUGAUUUCAAGGAUUCAACAUGUGGUGGCAAGACAGAAACCUGUCACGGUCGAGGUCCUUUCUGGGGCUUGAAUGAUGGAGGGACUAAAUCCUGCUGGGAGAUUGGUCGACGUGUGUUCAACCAGGCAGCCAAGUUGUACGACCAAAUGCAAGCUGGCAGUGGUGUCGUGGUGUCUGGGAACAGUGUUCUGGGGUACCAUUCAUUCCAUAAUAUGGCCAACUACACUUUCCAGUUGCCCAAUGGCAAAAAUGUCAAGACAUGCUCGGCAGCGUUUGGAUACUCAUUCGCCGCUGGCACAACUGACGGCCCUGGGUAUUUCGACUUCAAGCAGGCAGACUCUGGGGAUCCUGAUGCGAGCCCGCUUUGGGCUGUGGUAUCUAAGUUUCUGCGCAAUCCUACCAAGGAGCAAGUCGCUUGCCAAUCACCAAAGCCGAUUUUGAUCGACGCUGGCGAGAUCACACUACCGUACGCUUGGGCUCCCAACAUUGUCGACGUCCAGAUGCUUCGUGUGGGGAAUCUCUUCAUCAUCGUGUCUGCGCCUGAGCUUACAACCAUGUCUUCAAGACGUUGGCGUAAGAGCGUAAGUGAUGAGAUCGAGGGCAGAGGUGGGCUUGGCAGUGGUGUCAAACCUAUUGUUGUAGCGGGUGGACCGGGCAAUACUUAUGCGCACUACGUUACUACGCCCGAAGAGUAUGAUGCGCAGCGCUAUGAAGGUGGAUCAACGGUCCAUGGAAGACAUAGCCUCGACGCUUACAUCAAUUUGACAUCAACCUAUCUCGGCUAUCUGCUCGGCGAGAAAGAUGCCAAGAAACCCCCGACUGGUCCUGCGGCCCCUGAUAACCGCAAGAACUCAAUCUCCCUCGUCACCGGCGUGGUCUAUGAUAAUCCCAAGGUCGGAACGAAGUUUGGUGACAUCAUAAAGGAUGUUGCAAGGUCAAAGUUCAAGAUUGGAGACACUAUCAAUGCCACGUUCGUGGGAGCGAAUCCGCGCAACAACCUUCGUCUCGAAUCUACAUACGUCGUGGUAGAGAAGAAGGACGGUUCGGAAUGGACCCAAGUUCGCACAGAUGAAGAUUGGGAUCUCGUCUUUGAAUGGAAACGCCUUGACGGUCUGCUUGGAUCAAGUGAGGUUUAUGUCUCCUGGGAAACCGGCUGGCAGGAUGCUAAGGCUAUCCAGGCUGGGACAUACAGAUUGAGCUACUACGGAGACAGCAAGGCCCCCAUUACUGGAAAGAUUACUGGGUUCACUGGUAGGAGCAGCUCAUUUGACAUUGUUUAG
This is a messenger RNA of Fusarium sp. VM40, 2268 nucleotides long. NCBI's taxonomy places the organism in Eukaryota, Fungi, Ascomycota, Sordariomycetes, Hypocreales, Nectriaceae. The record is from the annotation of a GenBank genome assembly.